CAAAACUCACUGCGGAUCAAGCAAAUUUUAACAAAUAGGCAAGGCAAAUUUCAGCUCUCCUAGGAAGAAAAGGAAAAAGCUCAUCUGAAGUUUAUCAUAAUUUUGGAGACUUCAAAUUGGCCAACCAUUGAUAAGCCUGCAAGAACGAAGCUGCAAAUUGCCAGUAUCUCAGAGCUUCCCAUUUCUCCCCACAAAAGGGUCUUACAUUGUAGACAACAGAGUACACUAGAGCUAUUCUGAAAAUGUCAGAGACAUCUUCCCAUGAAUCUUUUUAUGAUUCCCUAUCAGAUGUUCUGGAAGACACCACGAAUGCUGAGUUCUUCCCUGAACUAUCUGCCUUUCUCAGCCAGGAAGAGAUAAACAAGAGUCUUGACCUGGCUCGUGAAGCCAUAGCCAACUCUGAAUUGGAAGAUUUUGAUUCAGAAAAGGAAAUCACUCAAAUUUUUAAAACCUCUCCAUCAAGCCUCCGUGAAAAAACUUCUCAAAAGGAGACCAAACUGGAUGAGCAGAUGAUUUCAGCAAUGCCUCAGGGAAACAGACCAACUCAAAGUCUGACUUUACCAGAACAAGAAUCCCCAGUCCUACAAAACAGGAGUAUUUCUUCACCUACAUCCAAGAGAAAACCCACUGGCUCACCCUUGCUGACUGCCAGUCCCAGCUACAUUCGGAGCCUUCGGAGUGCUGAGAGACGUGGUCCAAAGGCACUAAACUCAAGUGCUAGGUCCAAAUUGGUAUAUCAGGGGUCCCUCGGGUCCCAGAGCCAACUCCGUGACAAGGCAGCCAAUCUGAUUGAAGAGCUUUCUUCCAUAUUUAGAGAGGCAGCAAAGCCAAGAAAUCUAAAUCUAAAUGGAGAGUCCUCAUCACCAGAUAGUGGGUACCUGUCUCCAAAGAAUCAGCCAUCAAUCUUAAGUACUUUGGCCAGUCAGAGCCCAACUGAAGACUACCCAGAAAUGGAGACAGAAGUCAAAUUACCUAAAGCUAAACACAUCAAUGACUACUGCCAGAAGAGCCAGGCUCAGUCUGGCAAUGGCAUCUUACAUGAACCACUUUGUGAUCCCAUGAACCUCCCAGCUGCCCCUCGAUUCACUCAGAAAUUGAGAAGUCAAGAAGUAGCUGAAGGGAGCAGAGUUUAUUUAGAAUGCCGAGUCAUGGGCAAUCCAACUCCUCAGGUCAGAUGGUUCUGUGAAGGAAAAGAGCUUCAGAACUCCCCAGAUAUCCAGAUCCAGUGUGAGAGCAGAGGUCUCCAUACCCUAGUCAUCACAGAGGCUUUCGAGGACGACACAGGACGUUACUCUUGCCUGGCUACAAAUCCUAGUGGUUCAGACACAACAUCUGCUGAAGUCUUCAUUGAAGGAGCCAGUUCAUCUGAUUCUGAUAGUGAAAGUUUAGUUCUCAAAUCAAAAGCUGGAAAUAUGCCACAAGCCCAAAAGAAAACAUCCUCCGUUUCCUUAACAAUAGGAUCAUCUUCCCCAAAGACUGGAGUGACUACAGCUGUAAUUCAGCCUAUCUCUGUUCCUGUUCAGCAGGUUCAAAGUCCCACUUCAUAUCUCUGCCUACUAGAUGGAGCCAAUUCUGCAUACACUCCUCCCAUUUUUACAAAGGAACUUCAAAAUGUAACAGCCUCAGAGGGACAAGUAGUUGUCCUGGAGUGCCGAGUCAGAGGAGCACCUCCAUUGCAAGUCACAUGGUUUCGGGAAGGCAUUGAAAUUCAGGACUCUCCAGACUUUCGGAUUUUACAGAAAAAACCUCGAUCCACAGUUGAGCCUGAGGAGAUUUGUACCCUGGUCAUUGCAGAGACUUUUCCUGAGGAUGCAGGAAUCUUCACUUGCUCUGCAAGAAACGAAUACGGAUCUGUAACCAGCAUGGCAGAGCUAGUUGUCAACUCAGCCAACAUGGAAAACUGUGGCCAUGACUUCAUAAGACAGUCCAACAGUGAUGAUUUCCAGCAUGAUCCACCUCCCCCUCCACCUUUAGAAAUCAGUUCCUUUGAGAUGACUCCAGAGAAACCUCCAGAAAACCAGCCAGUGACCCACCGUGAGCUUGGACCAGGCAUGGCAGGCCUUCAACUGCAACUCAACUCUGCCAGGAGGGAAACCAAUGGCAUCCAUCUGAGCCAUGGAGUAAAUGGACUGAUUAAUGGCAAAGCAAAGAGUAAGAAAUCUGCCCCAAAGCCAGCUGUCCUGCUUUCACCCACAAAGGAGCCACCUCCACUGCUCGCCAAACCAAAACUGGACCCUUCGAAAAUACAACAACUGCAGAACCAAAUUAGACUGGAACAAGAGGGAAGCCAGUUGUACCAUCAGCAGUCCAGCGCCCCACAGAACCCUCCUCCAUCCCCACCUUUCCCUCCUCCACCAUCUUUCCAAGAGCUUGAGGCUAGCCAAUCUGUCCCUUUCCCGGAUCAGAUGAAUGUUCUAACCUCCCAUUCUUCUCCCACCAUGCAGCCCUCCAGCUCCUUCAACUAUGCUAGGCCCAAACAGUUCAUUGCUGCUCAGAACAUCAGCCCUGCCUCAGGUUAUGUGACUCCUUCUUCUAGUUCCUCCACCUCCAGCCUCCCAUCUCCCAUGUCUCCAACUGCUACUCAGAAACAGUUUGGCCGUGUGCCUGUACCACCCUUCUCUCAACCAUUUCCCUCUGAAGGGGAAUAUCUGUGGUCUCCUUCUUCUCCCUCUCCUCCUCCCCCUCCUCCUCCAGUCUUCAGUCCAAACACAGCUUUUCCUAUGUCUGAUUCCUUUCCACUCCCUCCUCCCCCUCCUCCCCCUCUCCCAGGGUCAGCUCCCUCACCUUCUUACUGCCCUUCUCCAAAUACUCGAUUUGGUCACUCCAAUCAAACACCAGCAGCCUUCCUCAGCUCCAUGUUGCCAUCCCAGCCUACUCCCAUCGCAGUCAAUGCAUUAGGACUUCCAAAAAGUGUUACCCCUGUGGGAUUUCCAAAGAAGACUGGCAGAACUGCUAGGAUAGCCUCUGAUGAAGAGAUUCAAGGCACAAAGGAUGCUGUCAUUCAAGACCUUGAAAGGAAGCUUCGCUUCAAAGAGGACCUUCUGAACAAUGGACAGCCGAAGUUAACCUAUGAAGAAAGAAUGGCUCGUCGACUGCUAGGUGCCGACAGUGCCACCGUCUUUAAUAUCCAUGAACCUGAAGAGGAUCCUGCUACACAGGAAGUUGAGUCUCUUCAUGCUUCUUCUAUAGUGAAUUCUCAGGAUGGUCAAAAGGAGUACAAAGUCUCCAGCUGUGAGCAAAGACUCAUCAGUGAAAUAGAGUACAGGCUGGAACGGUCUCCCCUGGAUGACUCAGGUGAUGAAUCACAGCAAGGAGAUGGGCCAGUGGAGAAUGGAGUGGCACCAUACUUUGAGAUGAAGCUGAAACAUUACAAGAUCUUUGAGGGCAUGCCAGUGACAUUCACAUGCAGAGUGGCUGGGAAUCCAAAGCCAAAGAUCUAUUGGUUCAAAGAUGGGAAGCAAAUCUCUGCAAGAAGUGAUCACUACAGCAUUCAAAAAGAUCCUGAUGGGACCUGCUCUCUCCACACCACAGCCUCCACCCUAGAUGAUGAUGGAAAUUACACUAUCCUGGCUGCAAAUCCCCAGGGCCGAGUGAGUUGUACUGGAAGGCUGAUGGUACAGGCUGUCAACCAGAGAGGCCGCAGUCCUCGUUCUCCCUCAGGCCAGCCUCAUGUCAGAAGACCUCGCUCUAGAUCGCGAGACAGCGGAGAUGAAAACGAGCCAAUUCAAGAACGAUUUUUCAGACCUCACUUCUUGCAGGCGCCUGGAGACCUAACUGUUCAAGAGGGAAAACUCUGCCGAAUGGAUUGCAAGGUCAGUGGAUUACCAACACCAGAUCUAAGUUGGCAACUGGAUGGAAAGCCAAUUCGCCCUGACAAUGCUCACAAGAUGUUGGUGCGUGAGAAUGGUGUGCACUCCUUGAUCAUUGAACCUGUCACAUCCAGAGAUGCUGGCAUCUAUACAUGUGUAGCCACAAACCGAGCUGGGCAGAACUCAUUCAGCCUGGAACUCAUUGUUGCUGCUAAAGAAGCACACCAUGCCCCUGCAUUUCUUGAGAAGCUGCAGAACACAGGAGUUGCUGAUGGGUACCCAGUGCGACUGGAAUGCCGUGUUUCUGGAGUUCCUCCACCUCAGAUAUUCUGGAAGAAAGAAAAUGAGUCGCUCACUUACAGCACUGACCGCGUGAGCAUGCACCAGGAUAAUCAUGGCUACAUCUGCCUGCUCAUUCAAGGAGCUACAAAAGAGGAUGCUGGAUGGUAUACUGUGUCAGCAAAGAAUGAAGCUGGGAUCGUGUCAUGCACUGCCAGGCUGGAUGUUUAUAUUUCUCGACACUAGUAGUGACCCACACCAGGAGAACAAAUACACUAUCAAACCCAGUGGCAUCAGCAGCCUCAGAGCACCAAGCCAAAAAAAGUACGGCCCUCAGCCAGUCGCUAUGCAGCACUUUCAGACCAAGGACUAGACAUCAAAGCAGCGUUUCAGCCUGAAGCCAACCCGUCUCACCUGACUUUGAAUUCAGGCUUGGUAGAGAGUGAUGAUCUGUAGAUCCUGUGUUAUUUUCAAAGCAGAAACACUGAAAGCCAUUGCCUUGACCAACCAUAUUCCUUUGUCACUUUAUGUAAAAGAUACACACACCUUUGACUACAUACAAGAGAUAAAGAACACCAUAACUAUACUUUUCUAACUUACUAUUACACCCAGUGGAGAGCAUUAGUAGCUGGUAUUCGUAGAAAUGUACACCUUGCACCAAAAAUUCACAUCCAUCCAAUUUUUAAAUUUUGAGAAUUUCUAUGAGUAUAUUUGUCAGAAAUGCCAAAGCACUAAAGGAAACCAAUUUAGUGAAAGCAAACACAGUUUGUAUGUAUCACCAAGUGCCUUUAAACACAAGCUCACUAGUGCUCUUCAGCAUACUGUGAAAUGCUUAAUCGGAGGCAGUUGAACUACAAGUCAAAACUAAAAUAUGAUGCUAAAGUGGCAAUGCAUAGAGACAACUACAGUGAACAAGUGCAAUAUGGUAGAAUCCAAAAGGACAAAUACAUCCAAGUAAACGUUUCCUAUUAUAUCAUAGAGAAAGAGCUACUUGCCUUAAAUGUUCAUUGAUAUCAACAGUUUUCUAGCAAGGUUAACACCUUAGUUCUUUUUUUUUUCCCUAUGUGUAGUAUUUUUUCUCUUCCUGCCUCCUCCUCCCCCUGGGCUGGAAGCUUAUUUACAAUCCAUACUGAAAAGGCUAAUUUAAGUACCAGUAAUUUAAUGUAUAAUGUAAUGAGCUAAAGUAUAUAGUACAGUCUGUUCCAUGGAAGGAAUCCAAACACCCCCAUGACAACCAUGGCAUAUUGUUCUAGGAGGAUGGACGAGAGAGGAGAAAGAAGGUAGUAGAAUACAAGAAUAUUCUGCCAUCGUUCAUUUAACUGAACUGGAAGGAACAGGGAGAUGGUAAAGACCAGGCCUUUCUCUGUUGUUGUUAGUGAAUGAGUCUUAAAUCUAUUUGAAUAAAAUACUACCAUUCACAAGUCUCAAAUGCUGGGGUCAGCUAGAAGUCUAGAACGUGUGUGAGGAGGGAAUUUCGGUGUGUGUGGUAUUUUUUCUUGUCUGAAAAGUGGAACAGUAUAGAGCAAGUUGAAAUGGACCGAGUCUGUAAGAGUGAUGGAAAUGGCAAGUAAGCACCUGUGGGAGCUGGUUUCAUGGAUACUUGAAGGAAAUGAAGCUUGGAGAGAGGCAAAAACAGACUUGUGCCAUAGUGUAUUUUACUUCAUGGUAUACCUAUGGUCAUGGCAGGUGGUAAAUAUCGAUUUACUCCUCUAAGAAGGGACUAUGUUACACGCAGUAUAUGAAGAUGUUAGAUUAAAGGCUGCAAGCUGAUUCAACAUCAAACUGGACUGGGCAGAUUCUGACUAGAUUUGGAGGUCUGAAUUCAGAACUAAGCCAUUUUAGUGAGGGAAAAAUAAUUAGGCUGAAUGAGAAAACAUGAGGUUUUGAUGGUACUUUGCUAUGAAAGGAAAACACUGUAUUCCUUAUACAAAGCACAUAUAUCUUUCAUUAUUUAUAAGAAAAAUGUUGAAAUCUAUCUCAGUUCAUUUAUUCAAGUCAAUACUUUGUUUUGUUUUUUUUAAAGAAUUUUAUAAUUGUGUACCACUCCAUAUAUUUUGCAUUACAGCUACACAUAUAUUGCUUUGUACCUCUUUGUAAGAACACCAACCUGGUUUUAAGUGAUUGAUGGACUUUCGCACAUAGGGUAGCUAUUGUUAUCUGCAGAGUGAUACUAGUUUUAUGACCAUGCUCAUACGCAUGGCUCAUAAGAAUUUAAGAUGCAGUACACAGUCUGUCCAGGAACUAUCCUACCUAUACUUUAGAAAUAUGUCAUGUAUCACUUGCCAAAUUUUCUGAAUGUGACUUGCUAAUUUACUGGUUUUUAGCUUCACUAGCAUUAUUUUGCCACCUUGUAUUUGUAUUUAUAAAGAAACAAUGUACUAGUAUACUACUUUGGAUUGUCGUGUUGAUAUCAUGUGGUUUUAACAUCAAUAAAUAUUUAACAAGUAAGAUAGUUG
Molecule: messenger RNA, 6544 nt
Organism: Trichosurus vulpecula (common brushtail)
Lineage: Eukaryota; Metazoa; Chordata; Mammalia; Diprotodontia; Phalangeridae
Gene: PALLD
Product: palladin, cytoskeletal associated protein
Exons: 23
Coding region: 243-4334 (1363 amino acids)
Biological process (GO): synapse organization; homophilic cell-cell adhesion
Cellular component (GO): neuronal cell body; plasma membrane; axon
Molecular function (GO): axon guidance receptor activity
Source: RefSeq, a predicted model, not a curated record